Pyricularia pennisetigena is the source of this 522-nucleotide messenger RNA. RefSeq lists its product as uncharacterized. Bases 1 to 522 code for a protein of 173 amino acids. The record is from RefSeq and is a predicted model, not a curated record. Gene Ontology annotation, molecular function: lyase activity. Lineage: Eukaryota; Fungi; Ascomycota; Sordariomycetes; Magnaporthales; Pyriculariaceae. The transcript is spliced from 2 exons.
AUGGACAGGCACGACAUCUCGCGCGCUCCCCCCGAGUACUUGGAGGUCAAGUGGAUCGCGGACCUCUGCAAGCUCCUCAUGGGGCUGGGGUGGACGACCAACUACGCCGGCAUGAUUAUGCGCUCCAUCAAGGACCGCACGUACAGCAUGUCGGUGAUGGCGCUGUGCAACAACUUUGCGUGGGAAAUCACGUACGCCUUCAUCUACCCCUUCGGCAGCGGGCUGGAGCUCUACGUCCACUACACGGGCCUGCUGAUCAACUGCGGCGUCAUGUACACCGCCGUCAUGUGCGCCGCUCGUGCAGCGCAACUUCAUCAAGCUGGUCGUCAUGGCAAUCGUUGGUUUUGCGAUAUAUUCCGAUAUAAGUACUGGAGGGCCGAUCACGAGGAGCUUGCAACACCGCUUUACAUCUGGUUCGUUUGCGCGUUUUUCGUCUUGGAUGGCGGUUACGGGAUAGCCUUGUACUAUGUGAAGCGUUUCGAGAAGACUCAGCAAGCUGCAGCAAAGUCAAAGGAAAACUGA